Messenger RNA from Papaver somniferum (opium poppy), 2519 nucleotides. RefSeq names its product synaptotagmin-3-like. Bases 662 to 2302 code for a protein of 546 amino acids. Lineage: Eukaryota; Viridiplantae; Streptophyta; Magnoliopsida; Ranunculales; Papaveraceae. Gene Ontology annotation, cellular component: endoplasmic reticulum. The transcript has 12 exons. The record is from RefSeq and is a predicted model, not a curated record. Gene Ontology annotation, molecular function: lipid binding.
UAGAUACCAAUAAAACAAUAGCAGAUAUGACUUACCUCUCUUGGUUCUAUUUGUUUACCUAUUCGAUUGGGUAAUCAUAAACGAUUAACACGAGAAAGAUAUAUGCAGGGAAGCCAGAGACACGUUCAGCGCGCGAGACAUGUGCAUACUAGAGAAACAAACAUUCAGGGAAACGUAAACUACUCAAUAACCACUUGCCAUAACUAAUUAUCAAAAUCGCAACAAAUAUAAUUUGGUACCACAAAAAAAUGGCAUAUGUCAAUGUGCACUCUCAUACUUUUUCAGGGAGAUAAUAAUUCCACGUUAGGGCAUGAUCAUUCUUUGAAUUGCUGUUCGUCAACAACAACAGAACUUGUCUCUUGGUACGGGAUGUAUUUAGUUUACUGGCAUGUUUGGGGAUGUCAAUGAGAAGUUGGACGACUAUAUAUAUGUGUGUGUGAUGCAAACAUACAAGACAACGGGACUCUGUUUUGGCGGUUUUCAUGGGACUUCAUUCAUUCGGUUACAUCGCCUAGAGGUUUUGUUUGGGCUUUUGCUGUUGUUUUUCUCGUUCAUUUUCUUUUCCCUUUCUCUCUCUAUCGGGAUUGAUUGUCCUCUAUCCUUAUAUAAACCGAUCACUCUAUAUGUAUUUCCAAUUCGGGUCUGGUAGAAUUGAAAAGAAAUGGGAUUUGUAAGUAGUUUAUUGGGAAUUGUUGGUUUUGGAAUUGGAUUCCCUGUUGGAAUUCUUAUAGGUUAUUUUCUCUUCAUCUACCAUCAAUCCAAAGAUGUUAAGGAACCAGUCUUUAGACCGAUUCACGAACUGGAUACGAAUGCUUUGUUAGAACUUUUGAAUGAACUUCCUUUGUGGGUGAAGAACCCUGACUAUGAUAGAGUUGACUGGUUAAACAGAUUUCUUUCAGAUAUGUGGCCUUACCUUGAUAAGGGAAUAUGUGCUACAGUGAGAACCACGGUAGAACCAAUGUUUUCAGAGUACAUAGGGAAAUAUAUGAUAAAAUCGAUUGGUUUUGAGUGUUUGACUCUUGGAACGCUUCCUAUUACCCUUCACGGUCUAAAAGUAUACGAAACUAACGAGAAAGAACUAGUUGUUGAGCCAGUGAUUAGAUGGGCUGGAAAUCCAAAUAUUAUCUUGGUUGUGAAACUUUUGUUCUUCCAAAUUACAGUGCAGUUGGUGGACUUGCAGAUAUUCGCUACACCACGUGUAUCCUUGAAACCUCUAGUCCCUACCUUUCCAUGCUUUUCAAACAUAGAAGUUUCUUUGAUGGAGAAACCGCAUGUGGACUUCGGAUUGAAAUUACUGGGAUGUGAUCUUAUGGCAAUCCCUGGCCUUCAUCGUCAUGUUCAGGAAACUAUUAGAAAACAAGUUGCCAACCUCUAUUUGUGGCCCCAAACCCUUGAAAUACCUAUUCUUGACAGUUCAGUAGGGGCAACGAGGAAACCAGUGGGCAUACUACAUGUGAAGAUUGUAAAGGCAGUCAAACUUUUGAAGAUGGAUUUCCUAGGAACCUCAGAUCCUUACGUUGUCCUUAGCUUGAGUGGUGAGAGACUUCCUGGGAAGAAAACCACUGUUAAGAUGAAGAACCUAAAUCCCGAAUGGAAUGAAGAUUUUAAACUUAUCGUGAAAGAUCCCGAGACCCAAGUCCUUGAGUUGCAUGUGAACGACUGGGAAAAGGUUGGAGCCCAUGAUAAGCUGGGAAUGCAAGUGAUUCCACUAAGAUCUCUUGAACCUCAUGAGACAAAAUCAUAUACACUUGAUUUGGUCAAGAACAUGAAUCCUAAUGAUCCCCAUAACAUGAAACAGAGAGGGAAAAUAGUGGUGGAAAUGACAUUCAGCCCUUUUAGACAAGACACUGAAAGAUUUAGUGGACCUUUGGAUGGAUAUCAUAUGAAAGCCAGUGACAUUAGAAGCGUAACUGAAGAAACAUCUGGAAAUGAUGGUGCAGGGUUACUAUCGGUUACUGUCCAAAGUGCUGAAGAUGUUGAGGGGAAGAAACAUAACAAUCCUUAUGCUUUAGUUCUUUUUAGAGGAGAAACGAAGAAAACUAAGUUAAUAAGGAAAUCAAGGGAUCCAACUUGGGCCGAAGAAUUUCAAUUCAUGUUAGAAGAAGCUCCUUUGCAGGAUACGAUCCACGUUGAAGUUAUGAGCAGGAGGACGGGUUUGGGUUUUAGAUCCAAGGAAUCACUGGGACAUGUUGAUAUCAACCUAAUCGAUGUUGUGAACAAUGGACGUAUCAACGAGAAAUACCAUCUCAUAAACUCGAGGAAUGGAAAGAUACUUAUUCACAUACGAUGGAAAACAAUUUGAGAAUGUGUUAGCAGGACGCAAAAUUUUUGUAUAUCUGUUUUCCUCAUGUACAUUGUAUUUUCAUUACUUGUUUAACUCAAUUUUCAUUGAGCAUGAGAAUACAAAACUCAAUUUUCAUUGAGCAUGAGAGUACAAUCAUGUAUGCGAUACACUGUAAAAUAUUGUUCUGAAGUAGGUACUUCAUAUGUAUGAGAACACAAUCUUGAUUUGUUUGUAA